Messenger RNA from Trichomycterus rosablanca, 450 nucleotides. Its product is annotated as E3 ubiquitin-protein ligase TRIM17-like. Gene Ontology annotation, cellular component: cytoplasm. The record is from RefSeq and is a predicted model, not a curated record. The transcript is spliced from 4 exons. Lineage: Eukaryota; Metazoa; Chordata; Actinopteri; Siluriformes; Trichomycteridae. Gene Ontology annotation, molecular function: ubiquitin protein ligase activity. Bases 1 to 450 code for a protein of 149 amino acids. Gene Ontology annotation, biological process: protein ubiquitination.
AUGGCGUCGUCUCACAGCGACGUGGAGGAGAACCUCAAGUGCUCCAUCUGUUUGGACUUCUUCACUGAUCCGGUGGUUCUCUCAUGCUCUCACAGUUUCUGUACAAGUUGUAUCAACAGGAACUGGAAUGAAAGUGAAGCCAGGAAAUGUCCUCUGUGCAGAAAAAAAAGUAGACACGCUCCUUGCAAAAGCCUGGUCAUCAGGGAGAUAUCUGAGGUGGUCGUAAAGAAACGCAGGGUUUUAAACGAAGAAGAGGUGUGUGGAGUCCACGAUCAGGAAUUCCUGCAGGAUCAGACCCUGGAAAUUGAGAAGCAGAUAAGAGAUGAGUUUAAGAAGCUUCGUCAGUUCCUCAAAGAAGAAGAAAAUGCCAGAAUAGCUGCACUGAAGCAGGAAGAGCAGGAGAAACGAGUCAGGAUAACAGUAAAGAUGAACGAAACUUCAGAGACAUAG